CCACGAUGUGAUCCCUGUCGGGUACAAAGUCUGGACAAUUCUGACCGGGAUGACCUCUCUAGAAUCCUUUGCAACGAUCGUUGAUGUCCGCCAAACACGCAGAUGAGGCCACGAUGCCAGAGGUGGGACUCUCACAUCAUUCGCCUGUUGCUCGAAGUCUUUGAAAUUGAACCAACCCGCGUAGGCGCCACAAGUGCCCUACCACCGAGCCGAUUUUCAGCAUUCCAACUGUCAGAAAACGGGCCAGUUGAUGAAUGAAUCCCUGUCAGUACCAUAAUACUGACGGCCUAGGUACGUCAGAGGUGGCGUCGAAUUUGAAACUCCAGCCUUUCUUCUGCAGUUAGGCCGUCACACGAUGCUUUGUGGUGAGGUUUAAUGACAACGAUAGCAACAACGGCGACCAGCGCUACGAUGAUGAAAGUCGAAUAAUAGCACUCAAGACCUAACCGACCACAACGACGAUGGCGGCCCUCGAGCCUGCUGCUGGGUUCUCGCUCGAAUCACCUGGAGAUCGUCCUGAUGGCGUACCUCUCAAGAAGGGCGAGUAUUCGAUCGCGUCAAGAGCUUUGGCUCUAUCAACAUAUUUCUUGUCGGGGGCGCUUGCUAUCAACCUGACACAAUUCCUAGGAGCUCCUUUGGCCGUGGUCAAUCAAGACUGGUACAAUGCAUGGAUCGCAUUCACCAAGCAGUCUUUUGGACUGCUUACCAUGACUUUGACCCAGACAUUUGCGCCGACCAAAGUCAUUGUCUCUGGGGAUGCAUCUGUUCGUGGACAACUUUUCAAGUCCGUGGAAGGCGAUUUGGUUCUCGACUUCCCAGAGCGUCUAAUACUCAUUGCGAAUCAUCAAAUCUACACCGACUGGCUGUACCUAUGGUGGAUAGCAUAUUGCAAUGGCAUGCAUGGCAGGCUGUACAUCAUUCUCAAAGAGUCUCUAAAGAAGAUUCCGGUCUUGGGAUGGGGCAUGCAGUUCAAUCAGUUCAUCUUUCUAAAACGGAAUUGGGAACAGGACAGGCCAAACAUGGCAAGCGCACUACAACGACUUAACAAACCUGAAGAUCCAAUGUGGCUCUUACUCUUCCCUGAAGGUACCAAUCUGGCUCCGAGUACUCGUGCAAAGAGCACAAAAUGGGCAGACAAGCAGGGUAUCCCCGAUACCAGACAUGUUCUGCUCCCAAGAAGCACUGGUCUACACUUUUGUCUCGAAGAGCUUAAGAAUACAGUCGACUACGUCUAUGACUGCACAGUGGCUUACGAAGGCGUUCCACGGGGCCAAUUCGCGCAAGACAUCUUCACACUCAAGUCUGGCUAUCUUGAAGGCCGGCCCCCAAAAUCUGUGAGCAUGCAUUGGCGCCGGUUUGCCGUCAAGGACAUCCCACUGCACAACGACAAGGCUUUCGAGCUUUGGCUGCUUGCUCGCUGGCGAGAGAAAGACGUGCUGAUUGAAAAAUGGUACCAGACUGGCAGGUUCCCAGCCGAUGCCGGCGCCACCAAGUACAGAUCUGGGAAAGUACUACGAGGUUGCGGACAUAUGGAGGUCCCAAUCCGAGCGAGUCACUGGUAUGAGUUCCUCCAGAUAUUCGCUCCAAUGGGUAUAUUGGCCAUGGUGUUGUACAUCUUCUACGGAGACCUGCCUCAGAAGUUUUGGAAGAGCAUUAAUAAGCAAGCUCUUCAGUCCGGCUCGGAGGAUAUCAAGAGGGCCACUGUGGAAGCUGGGAAAGGGGCCAAAUCCGUCGGAACUUCACUGAGUGGAUUGACGCUUGAUUCAUUCUUCGAUCCUAACCAGCAGAAAGACACUUUCAAGUCAGGCGCCAUGGCGGUGCAAAAGCUGCUCAUGUCGCCAUCGGCGCAAACGCUGCUCAACCGCGCCGACUUUAUGCAGCAAUUUUUGUCGGAUCCGCAAAAGAUGGUCACGGAAGGUAUCACCAGCAAACAACAGAACUUCAUGCAGCAGUUGGCAGAAGAGGAGGGGAGGAGGCAGCAAGGCAGGCUUGCCGCAGCGCCCAGUAACAGUGUCAGACCCGUCGCUAAUGGCGCGAUGGCGAAGAGGGGUUCAUUCUGGUCAGCCCUAGAGGCCGAAGAGAAGAACCGGCAAGGUUCCGUGUCAGGAAAGGGGACGUUCUGGCAGGAUCUCAAAGCUGCAGAACAGAAGAAGAAUGCUCCACCAGUGAGAGUGAACUUCUAUGAUGCCAUGAAAGCAGAGGAGAACAAUCGCUACGGCACAGUUGUCACGGUGUCAAGCAAUGCCUCCACCGCCGUGGCAUCAACCAGAUCGACUUCAACGAAAGCUUCUGGCCCUGCAAAGUUAUCUGGCAAAACGAACACCUCGACCAUGAAACCCGUUCAAAAGGCUGCAACGGCAAAGAAACCUGCUGCCAUCGGACCGGCCAAGAUGCAAAGUACCACGACACCGGGAAUUAAAUCGACACCAACGAAGAAGCCUACCACAUCAGCGCCUCCUGCUGCCGCAAAGCCAGUCAAGCCUCUAACGGUGAAACCCUCAAAGCCUCCGACGAAACAGACACACUCUACAAACGCCGCACCCAAACCUCUCCCGGCCAAGAAGCACGUACAGAAGCCCGCACCAGCUGCAGCUGCCCCUCCGAAACUCAGCAGGACCACCUCAUCUACCACUACGAGCACGACCGCACCGAAGAAACUUUCUGCGCAGAGUAAACCCGCCAGUACUGCCUCCGUGGCGAAGAGUAUUCCGGCUAAGAAACCUGCCACGCAAACACCCUCGACAAACAAGGCCAAGUCCGUGGCGUCGACUCCCUCCACCACAACGAAAGCACCACCCAGGCUCAACGGUAGUGCAAAACCGCCGGCGAAGACCACGGCUGGGCCACCAAAAUUGAAGACGUGAAAUUGUCAGCAAUCGUCGGCCACGCAGAUCGAUGUUCCUGACUAUCCCUGAAGGUGCUGGAUAUAUGUCAAGGGGUAUAUCAGUAUGGUUUCCAUUCCGUUUUCUUGUAGCAUUUACGCCACGAUGAUCAAUUACCCAUGUAUCAUUAGAUUUUACUGUUUGCUGAUAUCAAUACAUUCAUUUGCACUUGGUAAGUUUAUAAGUUACUAUCAACAGACGAUACCCUUAGACAUUUAAAUUGUGGUAUCCAGUAGAUCGACUUGGCGAGAAUGAGAAGUGAUA
Molecule: messenger RNA, 3146 nt
Organism: Exophiala viscosa
Lineage: Eukaryota; Fungi; Ascomycota; Eurotiomycetes; Chaetothyriales; Herpotrichiellaceae
Product: acyltransferase
Exons: 1
Coding region: 462-2864 (800 amino acids)
Biological process (GO): phosphatidylinositol acyl-chain remodeling
Cellular component (GO): endoplasmic reticulum; endomembrane system
Molecular function (GO): acyltransferase activity
Source: RefSeq, a predicted model, not a curated record